AGGACUACGACUCCGCUGAAACCUAUCGAGCAUCAAGAAAUAUAAAGGAAUUAACGAACCCCCUUCCCUUUUGGAUACUGGAUAUAGCUAUUUUUAAAGUUGCUUUGUUACGGAAAGUGUUGACACCAAAGUAGACGAGAAACGACAUUUUAAAUCCUUGUUGAGAGGGGCUCCAACUUGGUCGAAGCGUCAAAUGCUGUAACUGAAACGGAAGUGACUUGCCAGCUGUCUGUCUGGCUAAGCUUGCUAGUGUCUGAAUGCCAUCUCUGUGGGUGAUGGAGUUGAGCAGGCAACUCUGCGGGAAGAUGAGGAGAUCUACCAGGAAGGCCCAACUCUCCUCCUCUCCUACUUCCUCCUGGGGCCUGGAGAUCCACUUUUACACAUUGGAAAUACGCCAGCUCGAGUUCUUCAAAGGAUGCUACACUGCGGAGGAGCUCUGUGUGGAAGCCGCCAAGAAAUGCUCAAUCUCUCCUUUGUGCCAUAACCUGUUUUCCCUCUACAAUGAGACGACAGGCAUGUGGUAUCCUCCCAACUACGAGUUCAAGAUCACAGAUGAGACCAGUUUGAAGCUGCACUAUCGAAUGAGGUUUUAUUUCAGAAACUGGCACGGCACCUCAGAAGGAGAGUCUCCUGUUUGGAGACACUGCAUCAACAAACUUAGAGGAGGCCUUAGUUCACAGAGAACCCCUGAAGGAACACCCCUGCUGGACGCUGCAUCGCUGGAUUACCUUUUUGCCCAGGGCCAGCAUGACUUUCAGACAGGCGUGGUUCCACUGAGAAUGUCCCAGUGUGAGGCAGAGCAGCACGAGAUAGAAAAUGAGUGUUUGGGCAUGGCUGUGCUUGCCAUCACCCACUAUGCCAUGAACAUGGAUAUGCCCCUGCCAACUGCUUCUCAGGAAAUCAACUAUAAACGUUUCAUCCCAGAGAUGCUGAAAAGUAACAUCAAGAAGCGCAACAUCCUUACGCGCAUCCGCAUCAACAACGUCUUCAAGAAAUUCCUCAGUGAAUUCAACCGCCGCACAGUCAAGGACAGCAACAUCACACUGUACGACCUGAAGAUUAAGUACCUUGCCACACUGGAGGGUCUGACCAGCGGCCUGGGCAGUGAGCUGCUAGAGCCUGUCUCGCUUAGUGUAACGCAGGAAGGAGACCUCUGCAAUGGAGGAUACAAUGGUUACAACAUCCCGAGCCAGACUCAGAGCCAGACUCAGACCUUAGAGACAAGCCGUGACAUGCAGGUCCUAGUCACUGGUACUAAUGGCAUUUCCUGGAGGAAGAAGCCGGUUGCAAUUGUGAUCGCCAAAGAAAAGGGCAAGCCAAAGAAGAUCAAGCCGGAUGGAAAAAAUAAAAAGAAAGAGAUAGAUGAAGGCUGGGUAGUGUUCUGUGACUUCCAUGAGAUCACACACACCGUCAUCAAAGAGUCAACAGUCACCAUCUAUAGACAAGACAACAAGAGGAUGGAGCUCCAAAUGGCUUCUCAAGAUGGGGCUCUGUCCUUUGCAGCCCUUGUGGACGGAUACUUCAGGCUGACAGUGGACGCCCAUCACUACCUGUGCAAAGAGGUGGCGCCAGCUUCAGUGGUGCACAACAUCAAUAACGGCUGCCAUGGACCCAUCUGUACGGAGUACGCCAUCCACAAGCUGCGUCAGGAGGGCAACGAGGAGGGCACGUACAUCCUGCGCUGGAGCUGCACUGACUACCAGUACAUCAUUAUCACUGUGGUCUGCAGUGAGGAAGACCUCAAGGAGUCUCGUACUGUGCGACAGUAUAAAAACUUCCAGAUUGAAGUGGGUUCCGAAGGUUUCCGGCUGUACGGCACAGACACGCUGCGCCUCACUCUCAGGGAGCUGCUGGAGCACCUGGAGGGCCAGAGCCUUCGAGCUGACAAUCUCCAGUUCCAGCUGCUCCACUGCUGCCCUCCACAGCCUAGAGAGGUUUCCAACCUGCUGGUGGUCACUAAAGAUAGAGCACCAGCCCCUCAGACACACAUGCAGGAGAGCCAGCUCAGCUUCCAUCGCAUUCUGAAGGAGGAGAUUGAACAGGAGGAGCACCUCGGCCGUGGCACAAGAACUAACAUCUACUCGGGCACACUGAGGGUAAAGAGUGAGGAGGAGGAAGAUGCAGGUUACUCAUCCUUCCAGGAGGUCAAGGUGGUCCUCAAAGUACUGGGUUCUGGACACAGAGACAUUUCCCUGGCCUUCUUUGAAACAGCAAGUAUGAUGCGUCAAGUGUCCCAUAAACACAUAGUGCUGCUCUAUGGAGUGUGUGUCCGCCAGCAGGAGAAUAUCAUGGUGGAGGAGUUUGUUCAACUAGGACCACUGGAUCUGUUUAUGAGGAGACAGCAGAGUCCACUUAGUACACCAUGGAAGUUCCAGGUGGCCAAGCAGCUGGCCUCAGCUCUCAGCUACUUGGAGGACAAAAAGUUGGUGCAUGGCUUUGUGUGUGCUAAGAACAUCCUCCUGGCCAGGGACGGACUGGCCACUGAUGAAGGAGGGCCUUUCAUCAAGCUCAGCGACCCAGGAAUACCAAUCACCGUACUCACCAGAGAAGAGUGUGUGCAUCGUAUCCCGUGGAUUGCUCCGGAGUGUGUGUCGAGUGCGUCUUCCCUGAGCAUUGCAGCUGACAAGUGGGGCUUCGGUACCACCCUGUGGGAGAUCUGCUAUGAUGGAGAAGUCCCUCUCAAAGAAAAGAAGCUCACAGAGAAGGAGAGGUUUUAUGAAACAGAAUGCCAAUUGGCCACCCCGGACUGCAGAGAGCUGGCUGAACUGAUGACCCACUGCAUGAACUACGACCCGAAGAAAAGACCUUUCUUCAGGGCUAUUGUCAGAGAGAUAAACAAGCUAGAGGAACAAAACCCAUCAAUCAAACCCCAGCCGACACCAGAGGUGGACCCAACAGUGUUUGAAAAGAGAUUUCUGAAAAAGAUCAGGGAUCUGGGAGAGGGCCACUUUGGUAAGGUGGAGCUGUGUCGCUAUGAUCCUCGGGGAGAUAAAACUGGUGAGCUGGUGGCCGUGAAGUCGCUCAAGCCUGAGAACCGAGAAGAGCAGAGCAACAACCUCGCCACUGAGAUUGACAUCCUAAAGGCCCUCUACCAUGAAAACAUUGUCAAAUACAAGGGCAUCUGCCAGGAGGAAGGCGGUCAGGCUAUUAAGCUGAUCAUGGAGUACCUUCCACUGGGUAGUUUGAAGGAGUACCUGCCCAGGAACAAGAGCAAGAUCAGCCUCAGCACCCUGCUCAGCUAUUCUAUCCAGAUAUGCCAGGGAAUGGAUUAUCUGGGAUCUCGAAAUUACAUCCAUCGGGACCUGGCUGCCCGAAACGUGCUUGUGGAGAACGAAAGGACGGUGAAGAUCGGCGAUUUCGGCCUCACCAAGAGCAUUAAAGACAACGAAGGUUAUUACACCGUCAAAGACGACCACGACAGCCCCGUUUUCUGGUAUGCUCCAGAGUGCCUGACUCUUUGUAAGUUCUACCUUGCCUCUGAUGUUUGGUCCUUCGGGGUAACGAUGUAUGAACUCAUCACCUAUUGCGAGUCCUCCAAGAGCCCGAUGACGCUGUUCCUUCGUAUGAUUGGCCCGACCCAAGGUCAGAUGACGGUCAUCCGACUGGUGAACGUGCUGGCAGAAGGAAAGAGGUUGCCACGCCCUGAUGGGUGUCUUGACCCUGUGUAUGACCUGAUGCGGAAGUGCUGGGAGCAAAAUCAUGAGAGGAGAAUCACCUUUAAGCGCCUGAUCGAGGAUCUGACCAACCUCCAGCGACAGCUCCAACCACAUUACGACCUUUAACCCUUCAACUGUUUGAGGCUCUGUGAGUGAAGUUGUGUGCAGACUUGGGACCAGAUGCAGGUGGAAAAAACUGUGCUGGAUCAGCAUCUGCUUCAGCAGCUUCAUUCUACCGAGAGACAGUCCUCACACCAAGCAAUCCUCCUUCACACUUAGAUAUAAACUUUCCACAACCAUGGCAUAAAGAUUUAUAGUCAUAAUCUCCUAAGUCUACCAUAUUUUUAACAUUGUUAUUUGUUGUUGCUUUCAUAUUUGGUAUUUUAUUCUAAUAUUUCCCAAUCUGAUUAUUUUGGAUGAAUACAGUAAAUAAUGUCAAUUUUUUUAGCCUGCUCAUGCUUAAUGUGAUCUUAUAUCUUACAAAAGGACUUCCAAGUGCAUCCAACUGACUGACUGUGAGUCACAUGCAUUCAUCACUCUUACAGUGCUUCGAAGGCCUUAACUUUUAUGAGGACUGAUAUUGUUAUUGCAGAAGGAAGCUUAAAAGAAGGAACUGUGUAAUGCUCACUUCCACACAUUUGAACAUUUGAGCAUCGAUCUUGGAUCUCUGUCAUUGUGACAGAAAAUACCACAGAUGAAGUGGACCACAGAAAAAUUAUUGUUUAGGAUUGCAAGGAUGGAUGGUGAGAAGAAAAAGGAACAUGGAUACUGAAGAUGGGGAUUUCAGAAUUUUCUGCCACCGCUUUUCGUUUCAGACAUAACUGUUUGAGGGGAAAACCAGCUGACUGCUGUGUUUUUCUGACAAGGGAGCCAUGUAGUGAUCUGUGACCAAGCAGAUUUUUUGUUAAUGAUGUGCAAAUGAGAAUUAUCAUUAAAUCCAAGCCAACAAUCAGUCAGCCAUUUUCUUCCACUGCAUUGUUGACUUUGUUUAAAUCUGUAAUAAAUGCCUGCCUUUCUCACAACACAAAACAGUGCUUGUUUAAACCUACAUUUGCACAUGAACAGAAAAUCUGUGGGUUUUUUUGUUCUUUUUUCCCCUUUACGGAUUUUUGGUUCUGUAAUCAUGUUUCAUAAUUCAAAGAGGCAUCGAUGUCUUCAAAUCACCAGGAACAGAUGAUAUACUGUAUGUUCCAAAAAGAUGUUUGUUUUAAAUCACAUAUUUUGCACUGUAUACAAAGAUUUAAAAAGGUCCUGUGUUUGUGUGAGUUGGGUCAGCUUAUACUCUAUAUACUAUGAUUGAGUGUUUGGUUAUAAAAAGAACUUUUUAAAAGGAGCCUAUGUAAUCUGUCCUUGAACAUACAGCAAUUGUUCAAAAUGUAAUUUGAGGAGAGAUUAGAUGAAGUACCUGUGAGACACACCAGAGGGCAGUAUAGUAACUUCAUUUAUCCUUUCCUUUAAAUUUUGUAGCCUGAAAUUUAAGUUCAGGUCUGUAAGAGCCACAUACUCAAUCACUUGACUAUACACUCUAUACAUUAUAUUGCAAGAGAAAGAGCCAAUUGCCAUUGUUGCAGAAUUGAUUGUGAAAGGACUUUGGAUUACACACAGGGUUUGAAGUGAGAAUGAUUACUCACAUCACUGAUUACAUGGCAUUGUUGUCUUGUUUUUUUCAGUUAAGUUCUUAAAAAUAUUUUCUUCUACAGAAUUAUUAAUACUUAUGCCUGUGUAUUUUAUCUGUGACUUUGUUUUUGUUAAUUCUCCUCCAGUAUGCUAGCAUAUUUCUAAAAGUGUAUUUUACCUAUGUAUAUCAGAGAUAUGUUUUGAGCAGAGGGUUUUUUCUGUUUUUAAAACAUCAUAUAACCCUAAUAUCAUCUUCAUUUACAUAUUAUCCAGACUUUUGGAAAUGGUCAGUUCUACUCUAAACCCAGUUGAUCAAGGCAUUUGGCUGCCCACCUAGAGCCCGCUUCUAUUCUAGAGUUCUUCCCAUCACUCACUGCAGUCAUCAAGUGAGUGAUCAUGGGAGGAAGUUAGGUCUCUUUAAAUGAAAGCGGCAGGUCAUGACCUCCUCCAUAUGAAAAUAGUCAUGAGAUAACUUGUUGUAAUUUGGCACCAUAUCAUAUAAAUAGAUUUGACAUACUCUGCAACUGUAUGGCUUUUACUGUGAAUGUCAACUUUUAAUAAAAAAAAAAAUAGAAAUAAAAGAAGGACUUUAAAAAGACGACAAACUUGCGCUUCAGUCCACAUUUUAUUUAGGAAUGUAAAAGACAAUUCCUUCUGCUCAAAAUAACAGGAAAGAAAUAUAUAUUUUUCAAAAAAUAAGAUGAAAGUAUGACUUAUGGAAGGUAAAGUAUCCAUAAAUACACAAUGAAAAAAUAAAUAAAGUUAAUGUUUGUUGUCUUCUGUCUGUGUCAGUCCAAAUUCAGAAUUUUUAACUACUGAAAACAGUUUGUUUUAUAUAUUACAAUUGUAAGUAGGCAUGCUAAAAUUGCUCUAGAAAUACCUUAUUCACAGUAAAACAAUAUCAAUGUCAGUGUGAUAUAAAAUUUUGUAAAAUCUACAGUAUAUUUCAGGUCAGGGAAAAAAAAAUCCACAUACUUUAAAAGCAAACUGUUUACAAAGCAAUAAGCACAGCAAAUCUAGAUGUAUCUACAGCCAUUAAAAUGUUCCAGAAAAUCAAAUACUUCGGUAUUGCAAAGCUUAGUGAUUACCACAUACGUCCACACAGUCAUUCACUAUUGCAAGUCCAGUCUCACCACUGACAUUGUUUAAUAUGCAGGAUACAUACUGGUACAAUGGUGACACACUGAAGCUCAGAGGAGGCUCCAUUUCCACAAAAACAGAAGAAAAAAAAAAAUCUGGAUUCAAACCUGAUGUGAUUGAGCCGUGUUUGUGUUAUUCAAAACAAACAAAACAUAACAAUCACAACUGCACAAGGCUACAAAGAAGAUUUUUCUGUUUCUAUAUAAAUAAAAACUCUUUCGGAAAAACCUAACUGACAGCAAGAAAAAGAUGACUACAUUUUCAUGUCAAGAUUAUAGUUUCAUAAACAACUGAAUAAUAAAAAAUAAGCUUAGGCUGCAUUUUACACAGCAACAGAACUUCUUUUGAACUUGUGGUGCAACCAACAGGAGUUCAAGAACAUCCUCAGCUUGUGUGUGUGUUACGUGCAGGCUUUGUGCUAUGUUCAUUUUUGGGGAACCGGACCCCCUUUGUGUACAAUCGUCACGAGCAUGUCACGUCUAGGUGGUGGCACAGAGAGGCACAGAAAAGAACAGAUACAACCUUUUCUCAGUCGAUCUAAGAUUACACAACAUUCCCCAAUAAAAAAUAGGGUGUGACAUUCUACAUAAGUAACUAGUUACUGUGACACUGAAUAAAAAAAAUGUUUUCUUCCCAAGUUAUUGAACUAUUUGUAUUUUAUACCAUCAUACUAAAACUGUGGGAGGCAGGUUUAAAUAUAUUGCAACAUCAGUCAAAGUCCAAAAAUGAUACAUCCAUCAAUUGGAAAAUAAGUGAAAUCAGACUACAAAAUGAUUAAUAGCACAACAAUUGAUGCUUUUAGUAUCCACAUAUUAGGAUGGUAGAUAACUGAAGUAGUCCUUUGUUCAAGAAAAACACUACGAUGGAGACUAGAGACUAAAGCUGAUUAUUACAGGCAUAUUAUGACCUGUGAAACCAAGUUUGUAGUUCCCAAAGAAAUGAUCUGACGUCAAAAGUUAGCCACAAGAAAAGACAAAAAUCGUUUGUUUGUUUGUCAAGACUUUCAACACACAUAUGACGCUAGCUACAGUAUGUCCCAAGUUAAAAGGAUGUGAAGGUAUUUCCUUGUAAAGACUGAACGGCUGGUUACUUUUUAGCUCCACAAAACGAAAAGCAUAUUGUGCAUUUAAGUGGCCCUUGUUAAGAUGUUAAGUAGAAAACACCAAUAGUAACCUGAAGCUCCAACCUCACUUUGAUACAGUGAACAAUCACCAAGCAUGGGCAAGAUGAAUGGAAUACAACAGUACUGUGCAAAGGGUUUAGGCAUUUUAGAUGUUAAGAUUGUUAAAGCAAUUCAAUCAGGGAGGUGUCUUUUAGGUCCCAAAUUCAUUCUGCUGCAGGACAGUGACCCCAAACAUACAGCCACAGUUAUACAAAACAAGGAGAACAAGGAGAGGAGGCCUGCGACCGAUGGUAUGGCCCCCGCAGAGCUCUGAUCUCAGCAUCAUGGAGUCAGUCUGUGAUUACAUGAGGAGACAGAAGUCAGCUGAGACACUUAAAUCUACAGCAGAUCUGUGGCAAGUCCUCCAAGAUGUAAGAACAACCUACCUGCCAAGUACCUUGCAAAAAUGUGUUUGAAUGUACCAAAGAUAAUUGAUGCUAAAGAUUUAGGUUUCUUCUGUUUACAUAACUUUGCAUGAAGUUGUUUGAUGAAAAAAACUCUUCAUGACAUUAACUUUUAACAGCAUCCUUAUUUUUAGUGCCUAAAACUUUUGCACAGUACUGUUUAUCUGGAUUUAGAUCUUAGAAUUCUAUAUCAACAUGUUAACAUCUCUGCAAGUACAACCUAAACAUAAGACCCACGCAGAGGAAGACUAGAGUGAUGUACGACAUCACAUGCAACAACCACUACAUCACUCGGGACAAGACUCUGAUUGAACACCAGUAACAGACGACAUCAGCUGUCUAUGAAUCAGACUAACACAGCUCUCACAGAAUGACCAGCGAAAGGACAUCGAUCAGGAGUCCAACUGGAGAAAGAUCAAGGUAGCCAUUCACAUCACAUCUGACGCCAAAGACCAUCC
Molecule: messenger RNA, 8437 nt
Organism: Scomber japonicus (chub mackerel)
Lineage: Eukaryota; Metazoa; Chordata; Actinopteri; Scombriformes; Scombridae
Gene: jak1
Product: Janus kinase 1
Exons: 25
Coding region: 258-3782 (1174 amino acids)
Biological process (GO): tyrosine phosphorylation of STAT protein; cell surface receptor signaling pathway via JAK-STAT; intracellular signal transduction
Cellular component (GO): cytosol; cytoskeleton; membrane
Molecular function (GO): ATP binding; cytokine receptor binding; non-membrane spanning protein tyrosine kinase activity
Source: RefSeq, a predicted model, not a curated record